CUCACCUUGCCAUUAGUUACAGGUAUCCGAGAGUCUCAUAGGCGAGAAACGCUGCAGAGUACGCACGAGCGGGGAGGAAUUAUCGGAAUGUCUGGCGGACAUUAGUCAUGUGCCUUGGCACCGAGACGGUGCCACUUCAGUGUACGUUUCUGUGGCGUUGUUUCGCUAGGAGGAACUUGGGGCGAGCAGGUAGUAGUGCUGCUUUUAGCUGUCACAUUUGUUUUGUUUUCGUUGACCCCCCGGUUCAAUAACUAACAACCAUGGAUAAUCGGAAAGAGGACAGAGUGAAAAAACAACCUAUCAAAUCCACAAAGCGCAAAGAAAAGAAACACAAAUCUGGGAAGCUUUUCAGAAGGAAAUCAUUGAAAUCGGUGGGGAAUUUUAUGAGCAGGGUUUUGAAAACUUUAGGCACUUUGGCUCACCUCGGUGAAAUAGACCCGCCAGAUGCAGAGGACGAUGACGGUGGGUUCCGAGACAAUACACCUUGCACGUUAAGUGCCAACUCAGGAAAUCUCAAAGAGGAAAGCCAGGUUGUUAGUGAGAACACGGUGAAAAAGAGCUUGACACUGUCUUCUCAUGGAUCAAUAAAAGAAAGACUGUCUUGGUGCUAUGGGGACAAAACUCCAGGGGUUCAGGGUUUGAAAAAUCAUGGCAACACCUGUUUCAUGAACGCCGUGGUUCAGUGCCUGAGCAACACGGACCUUCUCGCCGAGUACCUCGGUUUGGAACAAUACAAAUUGGAUUUGAGCCAGAGGAGAGUAAACGGGAUUGUAAAAAGCGAAGACCUUCAGCAGGUCAGAGGUGAAGUGACCGAUCAGUUGGCAUCAUUGGUAAGGGCGCUUUGGACACUUGAAUAUACGCCCCAACUCUCUGUGGAAUUCAAGAGCAUCGUGUCCAAGUACGGCUCCCAGUUCCGAGGGAAUUCCCAGCACGACGCCCUGGAGUUCCUGCUCUGGCUGCUGGACCGGAUGCACGAAGACGCCAGCUCCGCCCCGAACAGCAACAACCACGGGAAGGCGAAAGCCGCUGGAAAGGGUCCUGCCGGGGAGGAGGAGACCCCCAUCGUCAGCCCGACCAGCUCGCAGCAGCCGGGGACACGCCACAGCUUUGUGCAAGACCACUUCCAGGCACAGUACAGGUCCUCCCUGACCUGCCCUCACUGCCUUAAACAGAGCAACACCUUCGAUCCAUUCCUCUGCAUCUCCCUCCCCAUCCCUCUGCGACAGACCAGGCCCCUGUGCGUCACGCUGGUCUUCAGCACCAAGGGCCAGCGCUACCUGAGGGUGGGGCUGGCUGUGCCCCUGUUCGGCCCCACAGCCUGCCUGCGCUCCAUGGUGGCAGAGGAGGGCAAGAUCUCUCCAGACCAGGUGAUCCUGACGGAGAUCUACACCACAGGGUUCCAGCGGUCCUUCUCCGACGAGGACGACCUGACCAGCAUAGCGGAGAGCGAUGUCAUCUACGCCUUCCAGGCCCCUCCCCUCUACGGGAGAGGAGGCUCUACACGAAUCUCAGGGUACCAUCACAGCCUCCCGUCCUCCCCGUACUCCUCCGGGCCCGAAGGUCAAAGGUUACCUCCCUCGGGCACCUUGUCGUCAGAGUUCCUCAACCACAGCGGCUCGACGAAGAUCCUCCUCCUCAUCUGCAACACGGCGGGCACGGGGCAGCAGGCUGUCAGGUUCGGACCCCCCUUCCUCAUGCGCGAGGACCGGACCAUCUCCUGGGAGCAGCUGCAGCAAAGCAUCCUCAGCAAGCUGUACUACCUGAUGAUCAACGGGGCGCAGACGCAGAACUUGGGAACGCCAUUUAAGAUCCGUGUGGUGGGAGGAUCUGCUUCCAGCAGCUGCCUGAACCCUCAGGAUGGCCGGCCCCUCUACCACCCAGCGGUGGACAGAGCUCUGAAGUUCUGUGGCCCAGGGGGACCUCCUCAUGUCAAAUUCAUCAUUGAGUGGGAACACAAAGUCAAAGAAUGCUUGUUUGGAAACAUCCAGGAGGAGGUGGUGCAGGACGCGGAGAGUGUGAGGAUCCAGCAGCAGCAGCACCUGCAGCAGCACAGCUGCACUCUGGACGAGUGCUUCCAGCUCUAUACCAAAGAAGAACAGCUGGCCCCAGACGAUGCCUGGAAGUGCCCUCACUGUAAGGAGCUGCAGCAGGGCAUGGUGAAGAUGAGCUUGUGGACGCUGCCCGACAUCCUCAUCCUGCACCUCAAGCGCUUCCGGCAGGUGGGCGAGCGGAGGAACAAGCUCUCCACGCUGGUGCGCUUCCCGCUGGCCGGCCUGGACAUGGCGCCCCACGUGGUGAAGAGGAGCCAGAGCGUCCGCAGCCUGGGCCCCUGGCCCCCGUCCUGGAAGCAGCCCCACUCCCCCGACUCCUGCCCGCCACCCGACUUCCUGUACGACCUCUACGCCGUCUGCAACCACCACGGAGGCAUGCACGGAGGCCAUUACACAGCAUACUGCAGGAACUCUGUGGACGGGCAGUGGUAUGGGUACGAUGACAGUAGUGUGGAUCUGGUGCCUGAGGAGGAGAUCAGCACGCGGGGGGCCUACAUCCUCUUCUACCAGAGACGCAACACCAUCCCGCCUUGGUCUGCCAGCUGCUCAGUCAGAGGCUCCACCACUUCCUCCAUGUCGGACCACUGGCUGAUCCGCCUGACAGGCGACAGCAAGAGGGGCUCCAGGGCUUCCACCACCUGCCCCUCCUCUGUCCCUGACUCCCCCGAGUCCCCCGUCUUCCAUGAGGAGUCUCCCAAAGCAGAGAAAGGAGGGUUCGACACCAGACCAUUCGUCAGGGGCCUCCAGGGCCGGAGUGUGAGCAUGCGGACCCCCACCAAGACCAGGGAGGCCCUGAGCAAAGUGCUGCCCCUGCGCUGGUCCUUCGGCUCCAAGGACCGGCAGAAACCAGCCGCGCCCACGUCCGGGGAGCUGGUGGAGUACCUGGAGUCUGGCCGCCGGCCGCGCUGCACCAAGGACCCCAUCGCCACACUGAUGGCGGGGCCGGAGAAGGAGGCGCCCGAACCCCGCCGCAAGCCCUCCCUCAGCUCCCCGAGCAGCACCAGCCUCAGCUGCCUGGGCCGGGCGGACGGGGAGCCGCACGGCUCCGGCAGGGGCCCCGAGGGCCAGUACAGGCAGUCUGCCGACAGCUCCGGCACCCUGAGGCGCGGCAGCAGCAAGCAGAGGGACGACGGCAGCCUCAGCAGGAGGAGCUCCAAGAAGAGCAGCAAGCAGGAGCAGAGCUCCUCCGGGGACUCCCGUUCCCACAGGAGCUCCGGCACCGCCGCCCCUCCCGGCUCCGACUCCACGCUGAAGAGGGGCAAGGGCCACUCGGGACACGGGGACCGGCCGUCUCCGCCCGAGGAGAGCCGGGGGAAGAGAGGGGAGGAUCCCAAGGGCCACGACGGCCUCCUGUCCUUCCUGAAGCCCGGCUUCCUGAAGAAGGACUCGCAGAAGAAGCAGCGGGACGGUGAGUCUGGGGGGAGGCAGGGCGAUUCGGCGAAGAGGAGCUCAUCCAGGCUGUCGCUGUCCAACGGGCCGCUGAACGGGGCGCUGGAGGGCAAGGCCAACGGCGCCCCCCGGGGGUCAGGCAGCAGGGGCGGGCAGGAGCUGGCCAACGGCAGGGUGUCCCGCGGGGACAUCACCCGCUCCCAGAGCUCCUCCAGCAUCCCCAGCAGGCCCGACCUGACGCUGCGCCGCACCGCCUCCCUGCACCGGAACGGGCUCUCCGCCCCGCCGGCCCGCGGCCUCACCGCCGACAAGCCCUCCUACGGCACCCUGCAGAGGACACGCUACAGCACCACCUCCCUGGGCAGGAAGAGGACCGUGCCCGAGUCCAGCUUCUGAGGAGGCGCGUGGUGCCGCUCCCAAACAAAGCAAUACCCCCCCCCCCCCCCCCAGGGCGUGGCUGAUGGGGCUACUUCCUCAGAGGCUGGGGGCAGCUGCUGACACCAUUCCACGGGAACAGCAAACGUGGGCAUUAUGGGAAGGAGAGGGCCACUGGCAGCAUUGUGGGGA
This is a messenger RNA of Conger conger (European conger), 4007 nucleotides long. RefSeq names its product ubiquitin specific peptidase 43a (gene usp43a). Gene Ontology annotation, molecular function: cysteine-type deubiquitinase activity. Gene Ontology annotation, biological process: protein deubiquitination. The transcript has 15 exons. The coding region runs from base 261 to 3836 and encodes 1191 amino acids. Lineage: Eukaryota; Metazoa; Chordata; Actinopteri; Anguilliformes; Congridae. The record is from RefSeq and is a predicted model, not a curated record.